AUGGAAUUCACCUUAACAGCCACAAUUUUUAGUUUUUUUGGAUGGAAUGUUUACUUAUUUAUAAAAAAAUAUAGAGAAAGGUAGAGAUAAAAUUACUUAUAAAAUUUAAUUGAUUAAGAAUCUGAUUAUCUUAUUAUGAAUGUGGCUCCAUACAAAAAAAUAAAAGUAAAUGAGGAUAAAUAAACAAUAAUCAAACCAAUUUAAAUGGAAGAAGCAGAAUCAAGUUCAGAUGAUUUUGAACUUAUUUCAUAUAAAAGAAGAAAAACAAUUUUAGAGGAAGUAAAAUAAGAAAAAUUUUAAGAGCAAACUUAUAUUGAGAAUAUAAAAUCCUUUGAUAUGUUACCUGUUCCUAGUAGAAAAGAUCGAAAAUUAAAUAAAAGUAAUAAGGAUUUCUCAUUUACAAGUUAGAAUUUAGAAGUUUAAGAAGUAAAAAGAUUUAGAAAAAACUCUAAAAUUGAUGAUUCAUUACCUAUAGAAAGCCCAAAAUAAUUUAAACAAAAUUCAAGUAAUAAGGUUUCUGAAAAAAAAAUAACAUAAUUUGAAUUUUCAAACUUAAAAGAUCUACAUGAAAUAUAAGAUUCUAAAUAAGAAUCUGAUAAUUGCAUUACAAGUUAAGUUACAUAAGCUAACUAAAUAUAAAAUAUUUCAAUUUUACCAGAGAAUAAAAAUAUCUCACUUUAAUUUCCUGUUUAGGUGUAGAAUUAAAAUGAAUAGAUAAAAGAAUAGAGUAAUUAAUAAUUAGGAGCACCUGAAAAUAUUUUUGGAAAAUUAAUCUUUUAGUUAAAACCAUAAGUAUAAUAAGAAUAAUAAUAAAAAUAAACAUCCCCUUAAAAUUAAAAAUUAUAAUCACCAUAAUAAAAUUAAAAUGGAUUAUUUUCAAAUUUAUUAAAAACAAAUAAUACAAAUGAUUUAGUAUCAUUAUAAUAAAAUCAAAUGCCUUAAGUUUAAAUGAUAAAUAAUUUAUAAUAAUAAUAAUAGUAAUAAUAAUAAUAAUAAUAAUAAUAAUAAUAAUAAUAAUAACCUGAAUUAUUAUAAGCAUAAUUACCUUAAUUAGAAAAACAAGAAUAAAAGCAAAUCUCUCUUUUUUAAAAUAUAACUCCAACAAAUAACACUUAAAUUCCUGAUUUCAAUCUUGAUAAUUAAAAUAAAGAUAGUAUAAUUAAUGGUUCAAGUGCCACCUAAAAUUUAUUACCUGCAAACUUCACAUUUGGAAUUAAUUCUAGUAAUUAAUCAGUUUCAUAAGGUGGAUUAUUUGAUAGUCUGUUUAAUAAAAGUCCUGUAUAAUUUGGAAAUCCAACAACAACAACAUUAAAUAUAACUCAAGAUGAAACAGGCAAUAAAUAAAAUUUAUUGUUAUAACCAUCUUAAUAAAUUUAGAAUAAUGUAAUUCAAUCAUAAUCUAAUAUGGGAACUUCCUUAUUUGGCAAUAUGUUUUCUACACAAUAACCAAAAGAAUAAAUCCAGUAGACUUAAACAGGUGGCCUUUUUAAUUUCAGUUCAAAUACUUAAACUGGAUGUAAUUUAUUCUCAAGUUUACAAAAGAACUGA
Paramecium primaurelia is the source of this 1548-nucleotide messenger RNA. Lineage: Eukaryota; Ciliophora; Oligohymenophorea; Peniculida; Parameciidae. The record is from the annotation of a GenBank genome assembly.